Gadus morhua (Atlantic cod) is the source of this 2875-nucleotide messenger RNA. RefSeq lists its product as uncharacterized. Lineage: Eukaryota; Metazoa; Chordata; Actinopteri; Gadiformes; Gadidae. The record is from RefSeq and is a predicted model, not a curated record. The coding region runs from base 61 to 2715 and encodes 884 amino acids. The transcript is spliced from 14 exons.
CUUCCCCCUACCCCUUUAUUGGUGUUUUGUCAUUGUGUUGUCUUGUGUGUCUUGUUCAUCAUGAGUGACUGCUCCAAUGUCGAGCAGCUCGUUAAGGAGCUUGAUGAGCUUGUUGAUCAUUCUAAAUUAAAUGAUGAACUCCAGACCUUGGAAGGUUUCAUCAAUAAGAUGGAGGUAGAACGGGAGGCAGCACUAUCCACCAGCCAUCAACCGGUCCAGGAGGCCCCACCAUCCACCAGCCAUCAACCAGUCAUGUGGCUGAAGAGGGACAGUGAUGGAAAUGUUGUCUAUGACAGACCAAGAUCAUGCCGAAACCAAAUGGCUAGUCACAGCUACAGUCGCAAGACUGGUGCUCGUACUACAAUGUUGGAAAGCAGCGUUGAGAGAACCAACUACUGUCCUCCUGACACUGUUGAGUCUUUCCUUGAAGAGCUAAACUACUCACAGGAUGAUGACAUGGAUGAUCAGGAAACAGCACCAGCACCACCACGAGCUUCCUUAGACUGGUCUACUCGAAGGAGUCUCCUCUCAGAGAGGUGGGCGAAAGAGAGACCCCGGCUGGUGAAUACCAUGGUGGCACAACAAAAUGCGGAAACUGGGAUCUGCCAACAGUGUGGCAGCAGUCCAGCUGCUGUCCGUUGUCGUGACUGCCGACCUCACCCACUCUUAUGUGCUGAGUGUGAUGUCAGUUUACACAGAAACCAGGUGUUCCACAACAGGGAUGCAACAAUAGCUGGAUUCUUUCAGCCAUUGCCUCCAACAACCUGUGUCGUGGACAGGGUUCUUUCCCAGUGUGUGUGUAUUUUGCCGUUGGAGAUGCCCGAGAAAAUUUGUACUUGUUCUCCGGGAACGUUGAGUGUCAACCCAGGAAAAGUUGUUGCUGUGGUUACAAUAAAUGGACGAUAUGAUCUCUCUAUGCCUGAGAUGAAAUGCGAGGCAUGCAAAGCCACUUGGAGUGCUGGAGUCGAUGACUUGGUCCGUAAUGACUACUGGCCUGCGACCCUUCACUUCUCCACGGUGUACUCUACCGAUGUGUUGCAUUCAUACGAAGAGUUGAAGAUGGCAGCACCAGGACUUUCCUGUCAAGCCUUUUUGCGAAUGCUUGAUCAACGAACUGUCCGCUUCGGCCGUACUGGGAAGAUCACAGCAGACAGCUUCAGAAAAAGCUUUUUGGAGUGGGAGGCUGUUAGAUUUGAGGUCGACAAGAUAUGCAGGGAGGAGCCUUUUGUCUGUCCUGCAUGCACCCCAGACAUGCUUGCCGUUUCAGUGGACGGAAAUCGCAAGCACUACCGCUUUAAGAAUGCAGCAAGAUCUGAGGAGCAAGCCUUGUUUGAUGGCAUCUUCAUUGCUAAAGAUGAUGAAGUAGAGAGAUUUGUGGAUUACAUUCAUUCUACCACCAACCAUGUCUCUGGAAGAGGUGUCUGUGGAGGGGAGUGGUCAGCAGCCAGAGAAACAUCUCAGAGAUCCAGGAGUAAAAUUGAUGAGGAGGGACUUGAGCUUGCGGUGUGUCGACAUGGAGUUUUUCUCAGCGCUCUCAACAUGUUCAGGGGAGAAAUCUACGCGUAUCCCCUCUACCUGCAGAACAAGCUGGCAAAUAAGCCAAUAACCUUUUUUGCCAUGGAUGUUACAUGCAAGUACUGGCCCUACCUCAACAAAGUGGCAAAAAGCUGCCCGGAGCUCCAGCACCUUCUUGACAUGAAGCCAUUCCUGUCAGUGUUUCAUGCUAAAGCCCAUGACUUUAAAUGCGAGGUUAAAUGGAGUGGAGCUUACCAGCAAGGGGCUGGAUUGACACUUGGGGAGGAGGUUGAGCAGUGCAACGCCUUCCUCUCUAGGAUUGCUGUUACGACAAAACAUAUGUCCAAAGCAGGUCGUACAGACAUGCUUACACUGAUGGCCAUGCGCUGGAAUCAGCAGAAGUUUAAUAACUUGGACACUUCACUUGCCCGCCGAUAUCAGAAGGCCACAAAAGGCCUGGAAAGCCGGCUUCAGGACCUGGAGGUCAUGAGAGUCCAACUGGCAGUGACACAGGUUGAAGUUGAGGGCUGGGUCACUGACGUAAAAGAGUGGGCAGAAGCAACAACAUCCCAAAAGAAUGCAGAUCUGGACGCGGUGACUAGUAGAUUGGAGGUGCUGGUGGCCAGCAUUAAAAGAAGGUCCCAGCGCCUUUACAAAGACACCGAUGGCAGCAAAGGUCGGGCCCGGAUGCGGCGCAAAAUCAGAGAGGAGAAGGCCAUUCUUGGCUCUGUUGCUGACAAAUACAACAGCAUGGUUCCAGAUGCAGAGAGAAUCACCUUUGACAGCAUUCUCUCUGAGGAGACAGUUUGGCCGUGGCAACUUUCCCAUGGUGACAAUGUCGAUUUGAAAACCAAGAGGAAGGCGUUUGACGUUGUGAUGGCAAUAAGGAGACUUGAGGAGGAGAGGAAGAUUGUCAUUGCCGAGAUGGCAAAGCAUUGGAAGUCUCUCUCCACUCGUGCAGACACGCUCAAGGAGAUGUCAUGCCGGCUUUCCAGUGAGCCAUUGCAAAGUGAGCUGUGGGGUCUAAAUGAGGAAGGGAUCAAGGGUCUCCGCAGCUUAACCUUGAAAAAGAAGCAAGCAGUCACAACAAUGAUGAAGCAUGCGAGAGGCUGUUACGCUCAAGUUUUGAGAGGAACCAGUAUGGACUUCCAGAGGGACUGGGAUGGAUACGACAGUGACUCUGAAAUGUCAGACGAGUGAACUUGGCUUCAUCGCUCCUGAUAUCCUGACGUGACUAGAAAAUGUAUGAACAGUGAAUUUAUUACAAUCAGUAAAGACAAGCUGCGCUGAUUAAUUGCUAUUUGUACUGUUUUUAUUGAUGCUAUUAUGAACUUACACUCCAUAAACAAACUGAAAGCUG